This is a messenger RNA of Camellia sinensis, 1443 nucleotides long. RefSeq names its product CAX interacting protein 4 (gene CXIP4). Gene Ontology annotation, molecular function: zinc ion binding; nucleic acid binding. The record is from RefSeq and is a predicted model, not a curated record. NCBI's taxonomy places the organism in Eukaryota, Viridiplantae, Streptophyta, Magnoliopsida, Ericales, Theaceae.
CCUUGGACCUCCGAAAACAAACCGACUUCUGAGUCCAUAUUACAAAACCGAACUCGUUGUAUCUUCUCUCUCUCUCUCUCUUUGCCAAUUGCCGUAUCUCUGUUUCUCUCCAAUUCAUCGACUUUCUCUUGCUGUCUUUCGAAUCUCAGAGAACAAUACAGGGUUGAGUUUGUUCUUUCGGAUUUCAAGAUGCCAGCAACAGCAGGUAGGGUUCGUAUGCCCGCGAACAAUCGGGUGCACAGUAGUGCUGCCCUACAGACUCACGGUAUAUGGCAGAGUGCCAUUGGGUAUGACCCUUAUGCUCCCAAUAAGGAAGACAACAAGAGCUCCCAGCAGAAGUCCUCUACCACAGAACCGGAAGGUGAGAAUGCGUAUGCCAGCUUCCAGGGAUUGCUCGCACUAGCCCGUAUAACUGGUUCUAAUGCUGAUGAGGCUCGUGGAGCCUGCAAGAAGUGUGGGCGUGUUGGGCAUCUCACCUUUCAGUGUCGGAAUUUUCUUAGUGUUAAGGAUGAUAAUAAGGAUAAAGACCCGGAUGCAAUUGAGGCAGCAGUUUUGUCGGGGUUGGAUAAGUUGAAGGGUAAUGGGGGUAGGAAUAAAACUGCAGCUGAGAGCUCAGAGGAAAGUUCCGAGGAGGAGGAGAGCGAGAGUUCAGAUUCUGACUAUGAUUCCGAAAUUGAGAAGGCUAUUGCGAAUAAGUAUGGAAAGAAGGGUAGUGGCAAAUUGAACUCAUCAAGAAAGAAGAAAAAGGAUUCGGAUGAUGAUGAUGAGUUAGAUUCUAGGGAUAGGAAGAAAAGGGGUAGGUCAAAGAAGAGGAGAAGUGGAAAGAAGUCACAUACUGAUUCUGACAGUGAGUAUGAAAGUGGGAGAAAAAGAAGGAAGGAGAAGAGGAGGAGGAGGGAUGAGUCAUCAGAUGAGGAUGAUGAGCGACGAUAUCGGAGGAGGAAAAGUAGGAAGGACAAGAGGAGGAGGAGGAGUCAUCAGCAUUCUGAUGAUUCAGAUGCAUCUGAAGACUCUGCCAGAAGACGCAAGCGGAAGAGCAGGAGGGCAGCUUCACCAUCUGUUUCUGAUGUUAACGGCUCAGAAGAUUCUUGGGUUGGCAGAGACAGAAAGCGUUCUGAGAAGAGGAGCAGGAAACACCGUCAUGAAGAGGACUAGUAAUUUUCUGGAAGGGACCUUGGAGCAUGAAUUUGAUAAUAUCUUGGUAUUUUAUCUUGGAUGACCAAUGGCAGACAGACUAAACUUGUAUCAGCUAUUUAUCUAAAAUUCUUAGUGCGUAUGUUUCUAUUUCCGAAUAGACAUGUGUUCAGGUGUUUGACAUGUUAUAUUAUAACUGACUUGUUUUCUAUUUGAAUUGAAGUAUGCUUUCCGUAUUGAAUGUUUUAUUACAAGACUACAUAUAUUUUAGACGGUUAUAAAUAUGAUUUUUACAAUAUUUGGAGUGGA